Molecule: messenger RNA, 789 nt
Organism: Amorphotheca resinae ATCC 22711
Lineage: Eukaryota; Fungi; Ascomycota; Leotiomycetes; Helotiales; Amorphothecaceae
Exons: 3
Coding region: 1-789 (262 amino acids)
Biological process (GO): regulation of transcription by RNA polymerase II; termination of RNA polymerase II transcription
Cellular component (GO): core mediator complex; mediator complex
Molecular function (GO): transcription coregulator activity
Source: RefSeq, a predicted model, not a curated record
AUGCAUGAACUAUUUCUCACGGCUCAUAUCAGCGAUGAUGAUCGGCCUGGAGCUCUCCGGAUUCUACAAGGCUACUGUGCCAUGAGCCCUGUCCCGAUCCUUCGACGGCGGUUGUACUGGAAAGGCCCACUCACUCGAAAUAGAGGAAUCGACUCUGCUUUUAUAAUGGCCCAAGGACAAAAGGUCCCGCUCUGGCGUACUCUCAAUGAGCAAUUGACUCGGCAGGCUUAUAUAGUUACCUUGCUAUAUGAUAUCACACGGGACCAAUUCCCCAAGCCUGAUGCGCCUGAUGAGGAGAAGCCAAUCAUGGACUGUGACGCGAUUCACGGAACACUUCAGUGGACCGACCUCCCUGAUCCAGCUGGAGCGAGACCGGUCAAUAGUCGACUAUCAGUAACGAUUGAGGGCGAGAAGGGCCUAUGUAAUUUGCUCGAGUCCAGCUCGUACAGAUUCCACGGGGAAAUCGUGGAGGAGGGCUACAGAUUCGUUCAUGGUAAUGUAGUGAUCUAUCUCACUCGCUACCUGGAUAUACCUGCCAAAUUCCAAGAGAUGGAGUACGAGGGGAAGCCGAAAGUUAAUCGGAGCAUGCCGCCAUACGAAAGCCUGCAGCCAUUUGACUCGGAGAAUAAGUGGAUUAUAACAGCUAGCUCACAGGUAUUAAGUGCAAACGAUCUGGAGUAUAUGAAGAAGGGCACGGAUGAGUUGAUGGAGGUGAAGACGGAUUUUGAGGGUUUCUUUGACUUUCAGAGUAGGGAUAGGCAUAUCUUUGAUACGAGGGUAAAGACUUAA